AUGGUCCUUGGUGUCUUUCCCUGCCCCCCCACCCCAAUUAAGAGCGUGGAAACCUCCAGCACUCUAGCUACUUCCCUCCUGGCCAGUUCCUGCCAAGUCACUCACACCCUCACACACCCUCGAAGUGGCUUCCUCGCGCACUCCGGGGGCGCGCCGCCCCCCCGGCCCCCGCCUGGGCUCCCGCAAGCCAACCAGCACCCCCAAAGGCGCGCUGCCCUCGCCUCGCCUGGCCGGCGUCCCGUCGGAGUUACUUGCCUGCGACAAGGCAGCCCAGCCCAGCCGGGGCGGGGGGCGGAGUCUCUCCGGUCGGCCUCCCGGAGAGGCUGCUGCUGUGUCACUCGCCGCCCUCGCCCGUUGCAGCUCCUGGCAUCGCCCGCGGGGCACCCCGAUGAGGGAAUUCACUUUCCUGCCUCCGAGGUUCUGUCCAACUGCCCCCUGUGCCCCUCCCAGGAAGCCCUCCCGGAGCCCCUGCUGGUGCGGAUCCUGGCCAGCCUGCCUGCCACCGACCUGGUCCUGCAGUGCCGCCUGGUUUGCUCCCAGUGGAAGGCCCUGGUGGACGGGGCGGCCCUCUGGCUCCUGAAAUGCCAGGCAGAGGGCUUUGCCGGGGAGGGCGCAGAGGCCGAGGGCGCAGACAGCUGGCAAACCCUCUACUUUCUGAAUAAGAGGAAGCGGAAUUUAAUCAGGAACCCAAACGGCGAAGGGGGUCUCCAGCAUUGGGAGGACGUGCAAAAUGGGGGCGACGGCUGGAAAGUCGAAGAGCUGCCUGGCGAUUUCGGAAAGGACUUCCCCAGCGAUGAAGUCCACACCUAUUUUGUCUCAUCUUUUGACUGGUGCAGUAAAUCCCAAAUGAUUGACCUGCGCGCAGAAGGCUACUGGGAAGAGCUGAUGGACACCACGCAGCCCAAAAUCGUCGUGAAAGACUGGUAUGCUGCUCGCUGCGAUGCCGGCUGUCUCUACAACCUGAAGGUGAAAUUGCUCUCUGCCAACGAAGACGUGGUGGCCGAGUUUGUGAGCGACACCAUUGCGGUCCCCCAGGACAACGAAGGCGAUUGGGCUGAGAUCACUCACACGUUCACCGAGUACGGCCCCGGAGUUCACUUCGUCCGUUUCGAGCAUGGAGGCCAGGACACGGUUUUCUGGAAGGGCUGGUACGGCGCACGCGUGACCAACAGCGCGGUGUUUGUGGAGCCUUAGCUCUGCCCUCGGAGCGGCGGCCUGGCCGAGGCAUCGUCCCUUCCCUCGCAGAGGCCUCCCGCUACCUAUCCUACAGGAAAUCCUCGCUAUGAAACAAUUCCUUGGAAUUUGCAAAUGCAAAUUUUAAAAAAUCCCCAUACAUUAAAAAAAAAGCAAUGGA
Molecule: messenger RNA, 1354 nt
Organism: Candoia aspera
Lineage: Eukaryota; Metazoa; Chordata; Lepidosauria; Squamata; Candoiidae
Product: F-box only protein 2-like
Exons: 6
Coding region: 1-1194 (397 amino acids)
Biological process (GO): SCF-dependent proteasomal ubiquitin-dependent protein catabolic process; glycoprotein catabolic process
Cellular component (GO): cytoplasm; SCF ubiquitin ligase complex
Molecular function (GO): protein binding; ubiquitin protein ligase activity
Source: RefSeq, a predicted model, not a curated record